UCUGAGGCUCGCACGAACACAAUGACUUGGAUCAAACAGCCUAAAUGGCAAGAAGGGUAUUUCUACUGGAUCGAGGAAGCCCUGAAACUCCUGCGUGCUCUCUCCUUGCAUGCGUCCAUGCACCCGCCCGCCCUCCUCUAUCGCUGACCAGAGAUGAUUUCUGACGAUCCUUGAAAGCUGGGAGAAUUAUGGCUGGAAAAUGAAACGACGCUGGAGUGUGGCCACAUCAUUAUUUUGUGUCGCGCGGGACCAGAUGGGCAGUCAGUGAAUGGCGCAGGGAUGUGAUGGACAGUUUUAUAACGUGAUUUUCCCCCCAGAAAGCUAGAGCAGGCUUCGUUUCCCUCUAUUUCCUUUCGGUCUGUAGUACUUGCAUUCUCCCCCUCUCUGCAAUAUCAAUUAAACUCAACUUCGCAGUGGAGUGGCCAAAAGGGAAGAGGAUGAAUUGGUCUCUAUAAUCUUGGUAAGAGUCGGAGGAGUUACGGCGACCAGGGGACUGCGGCUGGGACCCUGUGCGUCCUGUGCAGAUUGCAGGGUGGAUACGCACAGGCGGUUAUGGAGCGGAUGGUGCUCUGGAUCCGCCGAGGAUAGACAACCCUGGCGGCUGGAGGGGCCCUCUGACCUCGGGGCCCACUUAGAAGCCGCUGCCACCUCGCAGCCGCAGCAUUUUCCUGCCGUUAGCAUCGCUCUUGAAAAGUCAUGGAAGACGCGACAGUGCCAGACCUCAGAGACAUCGAGCUGAAGCUGGGGCGCAAAGUGCCGGAGAGCCUAGUGCGCUCGCUGCGUGGGGAGGAGCCGGUUCCCCUGGAAAGGAUCAGGGACCCCAGUGGGGGGAGCAGCGGCGGCGGCGGCGGCUGUAGUAGCAGCAGCAGCUGCUGCAGCCUCCCUCCCUCCUUGUCGUCCUCCUCUUCGUCCUCCCCAACCUCGGGCUCCCCAGGAAGACGUAGCCACUCCAGCACCCUGGAGAGGCUGGAAACCAAGCUGCACCUCCUCAGGCAAGAGAUGGUUAAUCUCAGAGCCACGGACGCCAGGCUCAUGCGCCAGCUGCUUGUUAUCAAUGAGAGCAUUGAGUCCAUCAAGUGGAUGAUUGAAGAGAAAGCCACCAUCACCAGCCGAGGCAGCAGUCUCAGUGGCAGCCUGUGCAGCUUACUGGAGAGUCAGAGCACCUCCCUGCACGGCAGCUACAAUAGCCUACAUGACGGCAGCGAUGGGCUGGAUGGCAUCUCUGUGGGGAGCUACCUGGACACUUUGGCAGAUGAUGUCCCAGGCCAUCAGACCCCGUCAGACUUGGACCAGUUCAGUGACGGCUCCGUAAUAGAGGACUCCCAGGCACUGCACAAGCAUCCCAAAUUGGAUUCUGAAUACUACUGCUUUGGCUAAUGACCCAGGUUUUUUGCAUGGGAUUAGUGUGCAAUUAACUUGUAUUUAUCUCUCUUCUCUGCUGCUAUAUUUUUGGUGUGAUUUUUUUUUUUACAUGAUAACCUUUAAAAAAAGAAGCAUAUUUUGAAACUGCUUGAUGAUAUUUCUGUUGCUCCUAAUAUUUCUAAUCUGGAUUCAUCUAUUUUUCUCUCUUACAUCUCUAUUUUUAUUUAUUACAAUGAUUUUUUUUCCUCUCCCUUCUUUUACAGUGGCACAAAUAAAGAAGGGGGAAAGAAUAAGCAAUAAUUAUGUUUUUGCUUUUGUUUUCAGAGCAAGGGGUCAGGGAUUACAUCAAAAAACUUUGCUACAUUUUUCAAUAAACCAAAGUCUGAUGACAGCUAAUUUUGUUGCUUGCAUUCCUAAAUGAUUCAAAGUGUCAUUGUCUAGAAGAUACCGAGGUUUAUUACUGUUUUAUAGAGUAGACUGAACAAAAUGCUUGGGACCAAGUUAGGUAUUAUUUCCAGUUCACAACUUCCUAGCAUAAAAAUCAACAAAACUGUUAGUCACGCAUUUUUAUGGCAAUCAUUUGGAUGACCCAACUAUAUGAAAUCUAUUCAGUUCAACUUGGUGUUCAUAGUGUAGAUCAGCACUUUCUCAU
Eptesicus fuscus (big brown bat) is the source of this 2014-nucleotide messenger RNA. RefSeq names its product leucine rich adaptor protein 1 like (gene LURAP1L). The record is from RefSeq and is a predicted model, not a curated record. The transcript has 2 exons. Gene Ontology annotation, biological process: positive regulation of canonical NF-kappaB signal transduction. Bases 697 to 1377 code for a protein of 226 amino acids. Lineage: Eukaryota; Metazoa; Chordata; Mammalia; Chiroptera; Vespertilionidae.